Rubroshorea leprosula is the source of this 2191-nucleotide messenger RNA. The record is from the annotation of a GenBank genome assembly. Lineage: Eukaryota; Viridiplantae; Streptophyta; Magnoliopsida; Malvales; Dipterocarpaceae.
ACUCUCAUUAUAUUUUCUUACGAAAUUGUUGUCAAAACUCUAUUGUGUUCUUCCUACCCCUGAACUGUUGCAUCCUUUAUGGACUUCUACAUCAAGUUUUCAAGACCGAGAUCAAGUAAUGUAUGGGUUUUGGUGAUUUGGAUUUUUGAGUGUGUUUUCUUCUACUCUCAUCCUUUCUAAUUUAGAUCUAAGUCUUUUGAAGGAAGGUAGGUUUAGAAGUGAGAGUGACGGUGAGUGUGAGUUAGAAUUUCUAAAAAUUUGAUUUUAUUUUCUUCUUCCCCCCUCUGUAUUCCAUGCAGUGAAAGUUACAAACUUUGAAGAGAUGUCUUCUGAAGAAACGGUGAGCGUUGGGGGAAGUGAGGAAGUGAGGGCGUUGGAAUAUGGGGAUGUGAGUAUGACCAGUGAGUCGUUUGACUCGGAGAGGACGAAGGAGGGGGUGGGGAGAAGUGAGCUAGUUGGGGUAGAAGGAGAUAGGAUACCCAUUACUAUAGUAGAAGUGGAGGGUAGGAGGGAAAGAUGUUAUGAUGUAGAUGCAGAUAUUGUAGCUGAGGUGAAGCAGUAUGAGUCUGAGCUCGGGACCAAGGAUAGCCUAGGUUAUUUAGUGGAAAGUUAUGAAAUUUCUUCUCGAGUUCUGAUUAGGCCUAUUGGGGUAGAGGAAGGGGCCUGUUCUGCACCUUGGGAUCAUUGGAUGCCUGUGUAUGCCCAUUAUUUGGCAGCUGGGCUUAGGUUUCCAAUGCUUGAGUUGUUUGUGGAUGACACUGAGUGGGAAAGGAGGGAUGCUGAGGUAGAAUUGUUGUCAUCUUGGAAAGCUAAGAAAGCCAACCAAAAUAAGUAUAGUUUAAAUGAGGAUGAAGAAGAAGAGGUGGGGAAGCUAGUGAAGGAGGGGGGUAAGUUAGCUAAUAUAAUGUACCUCACCAGUGCAGAAUGUAUAGAGGCUGUUGAGCUCUAUGGGCCAAGCACUUUGAGUGAAGGUGUGUUUAGAUUUUAUAUUGUAGUGUUUAAUGUAGAGCAUAGAGUUGUGUGGUUGACACUUUGUUUUAAUUAUUUUGCAACUAAAAUGGAUAAGUUCUUGAAUGCUGCUGGGGGGGUGGCUAUUCCCAAGAAGCCGAGGGAGAAGUCAAAGACUUCAACCAAGGAAGCGGGGGAGGGAAGAGCUGGGAAGGAGUUAGUGCCCAGCACCUCAGCUGGAGUGGAAGAGGUGGUGCCAAGGUUGGAGCUGAAAAGGAAAGGCAGUGAGAAGGUGGGAGCACUGCAAAGGAAGAAAAAGGUGGUGGAGGAGGAGGUGAGGGGGAGCAAGGUUCUACAGUUCGUACCUCAACCUCCUCCUGUUGAGCUCGAUCCUGAGCUCAGGGAGUCUGAGGCUGAGGGGCCUGAGGCACGGGCUCCUGGUAAAAGGAAGGGCCUCGUUCGUCCAUUGUCCUUUCAAAGCAGUUUGUUUGAGGCGAAGAACGCGACGGGGGCAAGGAGGUUUAUCAAUGCAACCUUCCCCGAAAGUGCGUGCUGGGUGAAUGGUCUAACCCAGGAGUUCAUGGAGAGUGUGAAGGAUCUCUCCCUCUUGCAAAGGCAGUGUUACCAGCUGCAGAAGGAGAAGGAAGAGCUAAAAAAGAAAAAUAAAGACAUGCAAGAGGCACUAGACGAGGUGGAGAAAGAAAUAAAAGCAAUGAAGGAAGCUGUGGUGGAACUGAAGAAGAAUGUGCAGCUACUAGUACACAAUAGGAUGGAGGAACACAUCAGCAACUUCAUCAACUCCAGCUCGUUUGACAACAUCGUCAACCUCUACCGGCUGCCCACUAUUAUUCUUGCCUUCACUGACUGCAGAAAGAAGGUGAAAGCUGAAUAUCCUGAAGUGGAUAUUAUGAAGAUCACCUUCGGCGAACAAGAGCAAGGAGUAGAGGAAAAUGGACGUACCAUUUUCCCUCCAAAUGUUGACUUCGAGUUCGUGUCAAUGGAGGAAGAAGAGGCAAAGGUAGAGGAGACUGAAGUAGGAGCGGGAGGAGCUGAAGUGGAUGAAAGUCAGCCAUCUCUGCAAGUGGAAGUCCAUCUAGUUCCUUCUGAUGAUGAACAGCCACCUCUUCCAGCCGAGUAACAGCCAACUCAGCCACCUCCUCUAACAAAGGAAUAAAAAAUUCUUGUUUUUUGAUUUUUCUUUUCUAAUAUCGUUGGAACAAUUGAAUAAAUUGUAAUUUUAUUA